This is a messenger RNA of Schistosoma turkestanicum, 2353 nucleotides long. Lineage: Eukaryota; Metazoa; Platyhelminthes; Trematoda; Strigeidida; Schistosomatidae. The record is from the annotation of a GenBank genome assembly.
GCUCGAUAUAAAUCUUGACCUUGGCAAGCGUUUUUAACUGACAACCUUUUCUCAAAUGAUGAACUCAGAAUCACGCAACUCAAAUGUGGCUCCAAAGAAGUUCGAUUUUAUGGAUAUCUUCUCCGAAUCUUAUUCAUUAGCACAAAAACGUAAUCAAGUGAACAAUGCAAGGGUUUUAGCUUUGCUUCCGGAAUUAGAUUCACAAAACACUGAAGUGGAUCCUCAAGAGGAAUCUAAUGUAGACCCUGAAUCUGACUUCAUUGGUCCUUCACCAGAAGAUUUAGUUACUGAUAAUCUAUAUUACUUACCUAUUACUGAAAAUUUAACUCUAUCUCAUGGUGUUAAACCACUUACUGCAAUUGGUGUCGAUCCAGCAGGUGCUCGUGUUGCUACAGGUGGUUUUGAUUUUGAUGUGAAACUUUGGGAUUUUGGUGGGAUGGAUAGUGCAUGUCGUCCAUUUAAAGCUUUUCGUCCGUGUGAAGAACAUCAAAUCAAACACUUGGAUUUUAGUCCUUCUGGAGAACAUCUUUUAGUUAUAUCUGGUUCCGCUCAAGCUUUCAUAGUUGAUCGAGAUGGAGAAGCUGUAUGUUAUACAAAUAAAGGUUAUCAAUAUAUUACUGAUCCAGCUAGUGCUAAAGGUCAUACUCAUGCAUUACAUUGGGGUAUGUGGCAUCCAUUGGAUUCAAACAAACUACUCACAUGUUCACAGGAUUCAACUCUACGUGUAUGGGAUAUAAAUGAUGCAGAAGCAGUAAUGAAUGAAACACGUAUACCUACGCAUAAAAUUGUCAUCAAAACACGUAAUGCACAAGGACGUAAAACUAGUCCAACAUCAUGUGCUUAUUCAAAAGAUGGUCAAUUAAUUGCUGCAGGUUGUCAAGAUGGUUCUAUACAAAUAUGGGAUACACGUAAACCAUUAGUGAAUACAACACAAUUAUAUCGUACAGCACAUCCAGUAAAUACUGAUAUAACAUGUGUCAAUUGGUCAUGGGAUAGUAAACAUCUAUUAAGUCGUGGUAUGAAUGAUGAUACAAUGAAAUUAUGGGAUACACGUGCGCUAUCUAAGGGAGCUAUUCAUGUAUUUACAAAUUUACCUGUAUUAUUUAAUCAAAGUGAAUUAACAUUUAGUCCAAAUGAUCAUAUAUUGGCAGUGGCUGUUAGUGUUCAACGUGAUAAUCCUAAAAAAGGUUUAAUUAAUUUUUAUAGAAGAGAUAAUUUUGAGUUAAUUAAUCAAUUCAGUCCAAAUCAUGGCAGUGUUAUUGGUUUACAAUGGCAUCAUAGAUUAAAUCAAAUAUUUUGUAGUUCUUCUGAUGGUCUAGCUAAUGUAUAUUAUGAUUCAAAAAUUAGUCAUAAUGGUGCAUUAAUGUGUGCAAAUCGACAAUCCACCCUGUCAAGUCGUCGACGUCAUACUGGUACUGGUGAAGCUUAUAUGAAACCAAUUAUAUUAACUUAUGAUGAAGAAGCUGUACGUAUUGCACGUAAAAAUAAAAAAUAUUUAAAUCAAGUAGAAAUUGAUUCAGAACUUGCAAUGGCUGCUGUAAAUACAAUUUUACAAAAAGAUCAUCAAACUAUACAAGCAGCUAAAGAAGAUGAAGCAAAACAACGUGUACCAAAUCGUGAAGAAUCUGUCGGGAAUCGUGUUGGUAGUUUACAUCAAUUUAUGGUACAACAAAUUGUACUGAGAAAAAAUGAAGCUGAUGAACGUGCUGAAAAAGAUAUACGUGGAGCUAUAUUACGUCAUGCUGAUGAAGCGAAAAAACAACCAUUUUGGACUAGAGCUUAUUUAAAAACACAACCAAACCCGAUAUUUCAUAAUCCAGAUGAAGAGGUGAAAAAAGAUGAUACACCUGUUUGGAAAAAACAAAAAUUAGCAUAGACAGUUUUUUUUUCAAAUUGUGUGUGAAUAAAUCAAUGCACUCCUUUUUUGCUUUUUUUCUGUCUGUCUAUCUCUCUCUGCCUCUCUGCGCCUGUCUCUCUCUCUGCAUCUGUCUGCCUCUCUUUAUAUUCACAUUGUAUCAUACAUAUUGUGUAACAUUUCUUCGAAUAACAUCUAGAAAUAAAUAAAUUUUAUCCUGUUUUUUCAAAAAAAGACAUUUCAACAUUUUUUGUUUUCAACUGUUUUUUUAUUUCUACUUUUUUGAAUGAUGCCAAAUCCAAUGAACACAUCUUGUAAAUAGUUCUCAUUCAAAUUUGCAAGCGUGCGCGCGCGCGCGCGAGCUCUCUCUUUUUGUUUUAAAAAAACAAGAAUGAUUUCCUAAAUUCAAGAUAUGUAUGGGAAAAAAAUGAACAUGUACAUGACGACGUGUAAAACACAUUAAGUUUUUUUGUUUUUUUUUUACUGAUUUUGACAAGU